This is a messenger RNA of Colossoma macropomum (tambaqui), 5745 nucleotides long. RefSeq names its product nidogen 2a (osteonidogen) (gene nid2a). Gene Ontology annotation, cellular component: basement membrane. Gene Ontology annotation, biological process: cell-matrix adhesion. NCBI's taxonomy places the organism in Eukaryota, Metazoa, Chordata, Actinopteri, Characiformes, Serrasalmidae. Gene Ontology annotation, molecular function: calcium ion binding. The record is from RefSeq and is a predicted model, not a curated record.
GCGGGCUGAAGCUCGUAUUUCCAGCAUCCCGGAGCUGCUGGUGCGGAGCGGUCUGAGUUCAGCACGCGGCGCUCAGCAUGUGGAACCGAGCAGCGGAGCUUCUCCUCCAGCUGGCGUGGACAGCCUGCUGUGUCACUGCCAUCCAGAGAAAAGACCUUUUCCCUUAUGGACCCCUCAACGGCGACCUAACUCUGCCGGAGGGAGACGAUGAAACGUCCAAAGUGAUGACCCUGACCAAGCCCAUGUACUUCUACGAGACUGCCUUCAGCAACCUAUACGUGGCCACCAAUGGAAUCAUCUCCACUCAGGAUCUGCCCAUGGAGAAGCAGUAUGUUGACGAUGGGUUCCCCACUGAAUUCCCCGUCAUCGCUCCGUUUCUUGCGGACAUUGACACCAGUAACGGAAAAGGAGCCAUUUACUACCGGCAGACAGAAGCCCCCGGCGUGCUGAACCGGGUCGCUGCUGAGGUCCAGAGAGGCUUCCCCGGCUCACAGUUCACCCCGACCCACGCAGUCAUCGCCACCUGGGAGAACGUGGCAGCUUAUGAGGAAGUCAGCCGCUCUUCUGAGUUACGGGUUAACACGUUCCAGGCGGUGGUGGCUUACGACGAGGUGAACACCUACGCCCUGUUCCUCUACCCGGAGGACGGCCUGCAGUUCUACGGGACUCGCCCUAAAGAAACCUUCAAUGUGGAGAUUGAGCUGACCGCUCGAGUGGGCUUCACCAGGGGAGAAGUCCCGUACUUCUUCUUCUCUCGCACUGAAGGGCCUUACUACAGCAUCACCACCAACGAGCAGUCCGUCAAGAACCUGUACCAGCUGAGCAACGUCAAUGUUCCUGGAGUUUGGCUGUUCCAUAUUGGAAGUUCGUACGCUUUUGAAAACGUUAUUCCAGCACCAGUUAGUGGCCAGUUACCCACCGCUUUGCCUAGAAGGCAAGUGAUUGAGUUCCCCACCACCCCGGAGUACCCUGAGCUCGAGUACACUGAGACGGAUGAUUCUUUUGAUGAGGAGCAGGAAUAUAACGUGGAUCCAGACUUCCAGAAUCCUUCAGUUCCGGAGUUCAUUGAGCCAGGCCAAGAUCCGUCUCACCCUCAGCAUUAUGGAGGGGACGUCACGCUAACAUCUAAUCCUAAGACUCAUGAUGCUGCUCCAGCGGUCACUGGGCCUGGAGAAUAUCCCCCGCCAGAAAGCAGUCCAGAACGUCCAGAGAAGAGGGUCCAGCAACAGCUCCCCCUGCCUGAGCAUACCCUUCUGGAGGUGUACCCCCACAACCCUGACGGCCAAGUGGUCAGUGUGGAGGAAGACGUGGACUUUGACUCCGGAGUGAUCCACUACUCCACAGAAAAUAAAGAAACGUGCGAACGUUUUCGGCAGCACUGCAGUCAGAACGCUUACUGCACCGACUAUCCCUCCGGCUACUGCUGCCACUGCCACUCCGGCUUCUACGGAAACGGCCGACACUGCCUGCCAAACGGUGCUCCUCAACGUGUGAACGGAAAGGUCCGUGGGACGGUCAGUGUGGGCCUGACUGCAGUGAGGCUGGACAACAUUGACCUCCACGCCUACAUCGUUGUGGGCGAUGGCCGAGCUUACACAGCCAUCAGUGAAGUUCCAGAGCCACUGGGGUGGGCUUUGAUGCCCGCGGCCCCCAUCGGAGGCCUGUUCGGCUGGCUGUUCGCCCUGAAGCUCCCCAACAGCCAUAAUGGCUUCAAUAUCACCGGUGCUGAGUUUACUCGCCAUGCCGAUGUGACCUUUCAUCCCGGUAACCAGCGGCUCAGCAUCGUCCAGACUGGCAGGGGGCUAGACGGCCAGAACUACCUGAAUGUGGACACUCAUCUGGAGGGCAGUGUUCCCUUCAUACCCCCUGGUGCCACCGUACAGAUGGAGCCGUUUAAGGAGACCUACCAGUACUACCCAUCGCUGAUCACCUCCAGCUCAGUGCGGGAGUACACAGUCGUGUCUGCUGAGAGCGGCGCAGAGACCUUCAACUAUCAGCUCAGACAGAACAUCACCUACAGGGACUGUAGACACGGCCACCGCAGUGGAGCCGAAACGCUGCAGCUGAACGUGGAGCGCAUCUUCGUCAUGUUUGUCAAAGAGGAACGCAUCCUCAGAUAUGCCAUCACCAACAAGAUCGGCCAUCUUGGAGCCGGUGAGGUGGACCCUGAGCAGGUGAACCCGUGUUACUCAGGGAAUCAUGACUGUGACACCACGGCUCAGUGUUUACCUGGAGAGGGGAACACCUUCACCUGUCAGUGCGCCACAGGAUACACCGGAGACGGACGCAGCUGCUACGACGUGGACGAGUGUGUGGAGGGUUUGAGCUCGUGUGGAUCUCACUCUGAGUGUGUGAACCUGCCGGGAAGUCAUACCUGCCGGUGUCAGAGUGGAUAUGAGUUUGGAUAUGACGGACGCAACUGUAAAGAUGUUGAUGAGUGCCGAACCCAGCCGUGCCACCCUCACGCCUCCUGCUCCAACACGCCGGGCUCCUUCCACUGCCGCUGCCAGCACGGUUUCCAUGGAGAUGGCUUCCAGUGCCACCCUCAGACCGUUCAUCCUGAGCGUCCUAAGACUCAGUGUGAGCAGCACAGAGACAGCCUGCAGAGCAGAUCAGAUGGUUUCCCCCUGGUUGGAGCCUUCGUCCCUCAGUGUGAUGACGAUGGUCGGUACCGGCCGCUGCAGUGCCACGGUUCCACUGGACACUGCUGGUGUGUGGACAGCAGGGGCCAGGAGAGAGCGGGCACCCGAACUCCACCUGGGAGUCCACCCACCAACUGCGAUGCUCCGGUUCAUCCCGAGCGUCCUAAGACUCAGUGUGAGCAGCACAGAGACAGCCUGCAGAGCGGAUCGGGUGGUGUCCCCCUGGAGGGAGCCUUCGUCCCUGAGUGUGAUGAUGAGGGUCGGUACCGGCCGCUGCAGUGCCACGGCUCCACUGGACACUGCUGGUGUGUGGACAGCAGGGGCCAGGAGAGAGUGGGCACCCGAACUCCACCUGGGAGCCCACCCACCGACUGCGAUGCUCCAGUUCAUCACGAGCGUCCUAAGACUCAGUGUGAGCAGCACAGAGACAGCCUGCAGAGCGGAUCGGGUGGCGUCCACCUGGUUGGAGCCUUCGUCCCUCAGUGUGAUGAGGAGGGUCGGUACCGGCCGCUGCAGUGUCACGGCUCCACUGGACACUGCUGGUGUGUGGACAGCAGGGGUCAGGAGAGAGCGGGCACCCGAACCCCACCUGGGAGCCCACCCACUAACUGCGAUGCUCCAGUUCAUCCCGAGCGUCCUAAGACUCAGUGUCAGCAGCACAGAGACAGCCUGCAGAGCGGACCGGGUGGUGUCCCCCUGGAGGGAGCCUUCGUCCCUGAGUGUGAUGACGAUGGUCGGUACCGUCCGCUGCAGUGCCACGGCUCCACUGGAUACUGCUGGUGUGUGGACAGCAGGGGCCAGGAGAGAGCGGACCGAACCCCACCUGGGAGCCCAACGACCGACUGCGAUGCUCCAGUUCAUCCCGAGCGUCCUAAGACUCAGUGUGAGCAGCACAGAGACAGCCUGCAGAGCGGAUCGGGUGGUGUCCACCUGGUUGGAGCGUUCAUUCCUCAGUGUGAUGAUGAGGGUCGGUACCGGCCGCAGCAGUGCCACGGCUCCACUGGACACUGCUGGUGUGUGGACAGCAGGGGCCAGGAGAGAGCGGGCACUCGAACCCCACCUGGGAGCCCACCUGCCAACUGCGAUGCUCCAGUUCAUCCCGAGCGUCCUAAGACUCAGUGUGAGCAGCACAGAGACAGCCUGCAGAGCAGACCGGGUGGUGUCCACCAGGUUGGAGCCUUCGUCCCUGAGUGUGAUGAGGAGGGCCGGUACCGGCCGCUGCAGUGCCACGGCUCCACUGGACACUGCUGGUGUGUGGACAGCAGGGGCCAGGAGAGAGCGGGCACCCGAACUCCACCUGGGAGCCCACCCACCAACUGCGAUGCUCCAGUUCAUCCCGAGCGUCCUAAGACUCAGUGUGAGCAGCACAGAGACAGCCUGAGGAGCGGAUCGGGUGGUGUCCCCCUGGUUGGAGCCUUCGUCCCUCAGUGCGAUGAGGAGGGCCGGUACCGGCCGCUACAGUGCCACGGCUCCACUGGGCACUGCUGGUGUGUGGACAGCAGGGGACAGGAGAGAGUGGGCACCCGAACCCCACCUGGGAGCCCAACUACCGACUGCGAUGCUCCAGUGGAGCCCCGGCCCCCCCCACGUCCAGAAACGGUGUGUGAGCGCUGGAGAGCGAGUCUGAUGGAGCAUUACGGGGGUCAGCCGAGUCCUCAGCAGUACCUGCCCCAGUGCGACUCUGCUGGAGAGUUUAACCCGGUGCAGUGUUAUGGAGACAGCAGCUACUGCUGGUGUGUGGACCAGGACGGCCGAGAAGUGCCCGGGACUCGCUCGAACGACGCCAUCAAACCUGCCUGUAUACCCACGGUUACCCCUCCUACCAGGCAUCCUUUGCCACGCCCUGAUGUGACUCCGCCCCCCUCCGGCACCUCCCUGCUCUAUGCUCAAGGCCAGAAGAUCGGGGCUCUGCCUCUCAAUGGGACACGGAUGGACAAGGAGAGAUCCUCCGUACUUCUAGCUCUGCAUGGCUCCAUAGUGGUCGGUAUUGACUACGACUGCAGAGAGAGGAAGGUGUACUGGACGGAUUUGGCUGGAAGAACGAUCAGCAGAGCGGCUCUGGAGCCGGGAGCGGAGCCCGAGAUCCUUAUCAACAAUGGCCUGAUGAGUCCUGAGGGUUUGGCUGUGGAUGAGGCACGCAGGAGGCUAUUCUGGGUGGACAGCACACUGGACAAGAUUGAAACUGCAAACCUGGACGGAAGUGACCGCCGGAUUCUGUUUGACACGAAUUUAGUGAAUCCGAGAGCCAUCAUUGUGGACUCCCCCUCAGGAGCUCUAUACUGGACCGACUGGAACCGAGAAGCCCCCAAAAUCGAGAGCUCUACUGUGGACGGCCACAACAGGAGGGUUCUGGUCCAGGAUGGCAUCGGCCUGCCCAACGCUCUGACCUUCGACUCCACCACACGCAGAGUGUGCUGGGCUGAUGCAGGGACGAAGCGUCUGGAGUGCAUCGCACCUGAUGGAACGGGCAGACGCAUCAUUCACAGCAACCUGAACUAUCCCUUCAGCAUGGUGUUCUACGGCAACCACUUCUACUACACAGACUGGAGGAGGGAUGGAGUGAUUGCUGUAAGUCGAGAUUCCAGCCAGUCCACAGAUGAGUACCUGCCUGAUCAGCGGUCGCAUUUGUACAGCAUCACCGUGGCAACCACCAGCUGUUUAUAAGGGAGGCAGUAAUAGCAGAGCUCUCAAAUGGUGCUAUUUUUGGGGACGUUUCGGGCAGCCAGCAGCAACGCAGCACAGAAACGUUCACAGUCAACCCAAAGGCCGUCACCAAUACCACUGCAAACUUGCAAAUUCCAAGAAAACGGUGACUUUUUUGUACCCAGUUUAGUUUUGUAAAUUUGUUUUAUACCUCAUUUCUUUCUACUGUAUUUUUGUAUGUGUUUUUUGAUAAAAUAAAGCCAAAGAGCCCCAAAUUCUAGCCGUUAUGCAACAAGUCCUGUAUGUUGUUUAUGUGUGUAAAAUACACAGCAAUGCAGUAUUUCACUUGAUGCACUAAUAAGAAUUUGACAUAGCCAAUGUUUUUUACCACGUCUUUUUUUUUAUCCUUGUUAUCUUGUUUGUAAGAUGUGAUAUUUAUAACAAUAAAAUGUGAUUCACA